Messenger RNA from Empidonax traillii (willow flycatcher), 2742 nucleotides. It is a transcript of the gene IL23R, whose product is annotated as interleukin 23 receptor. Lineage: Eukaryota; Metazoa; Chordata; Aves; Passeriformes; Tyrannidae. The record is from RefSeq and is a predicted model, not a curated record. The transcript is spliced from 15 exons. Gene Ontology annotation, biological process: cytokine-mediated signaling pathway. The coding region runs from base 1 to 2376 and encodes 791 amino acids. Gene Ontology annotation, molecular function: protein binding; cytokine receptor activity. Gene Ontology annotation, cellular component: membrane; external side of plasma membrane.
AUGACCGGGUCCAGCAAUGCUUUGGUGCUCCACGUCCUGCUCUGCUGCCUGUGCCAAGGUGCUGCAAACAUCAAGUGCUCAGGGCGAGUCUGGGUGGACCCCACGCCAGUAGUGCAGAUGGGCUCCAACAUCUCCAUCAACUGUCUCUCCACCCUCGGCUGCCCCUCAGCCAAGUUUGUCAUCCUCCUCAACUACAACCACACUGAGGGUCCCCUGCACCCCCUCAGCAGCAACUCCGUCCAGCUCCGGCUGCAGGAUUUCCAGCUGCCCUACGGGACCAUCGUCUGCUUCGCCCGCUGCCCCAACAGCGCGCGGGAUCAGCUGGUGUGCGGCACUGAGGUCCGGGCCGGCUACCCUCCAGACCCCCCCAGCAACCUGAGCUGUGCCAUUGCCGAGGGCUCGAAGCACCUGGAGUGCAGGUGGGAUGCGGGGAGGCCACCCCACCUGCUCACCCACCACACCCUCCACCUGCGCAGCACGGGACCGGCACAGGAGAAGGUGUUCCCUGCUGACUCACCAGUGCCCCUGAGUGUGCUGUGCAACAGGAGCCGCUACUCGGUGUGGGUGCAGGCCAGGAAUGCACUGGGCACUGCCCACUCAGCCCCUCAGCUUCUCAGUCUGCAGGACAUUGUAAUCCCCACUGUGCCCCUGGUCACUGGUGCUGAGACAACAGGGACAUCCCCUCCCACCACCACAGUCCACUGGCGCAGUCAGACACAGCUGGAGAACGUGCACUGCGAAGAGCGACACCAAGCCAAGGGCACCCCAGCAUGGCAUGUGGAGGUGUGGGACAGUGCAGCACAGGAUGAGCCCCGCUGGCAGCACAACCUGCAGAGUGACACCCAGUACCUGUUCCAGGUCAGGUGCAGGCUCAGCUUCCCCAACAGCCCCUGGAGUGCCUGGAGCCCCCCCUUUCUCUACACCACCCCCGAGGCAGCCCCCGCCGCGGCUCCCGAUGUCUGGCGGCGCCUGGGCCCGGCUUUCCCCAACGGCAGCCACGAGGUGACGGUCUUGAUCAAGCCGCUGCCUCCUCGGGAUGCCCGCGGGAAGAUCCUGGGCUAUGCCGUGGCUGCCGAGACCCCCGGGGGAAUGCUGGUCCUCUGCAACACCUCCAGCACGGAGUGCAGUAUCCUGGUGCAACCGGGAGCCCGCACCCUCCUCGUCACUGCUCACAACUCCAAGGGGGCUUCCAGCCCCGCCAUCCUCACCCUUGGCCAGGGUGACAGCAGCCAGGAAGAAUUCCCAGCACCAGUGGCUGUGGAGGUCAAGCCCGAGAACCAGAGCAGGGUCUUGGUUCAUUGGCAGUCCCCCCAGCAUAGCAAGAGCCCCCCACUUUGGUUUAUAGUGGAGUGGGUUUCCACCUCCGAUUAUCGCCAGGAGGAGCACUAUUUUUGGAAGAAAGUCCCAACCCAGGAAACACACACAUACAUCCAAGAAGAGGCAGCAGCAGGGUUUCGCCUCAACGUGUCGGUGUAUGCGGUCUACCCCGGCGGAGUCAGCAAACCCAGCUCUGGCAAAGUCCCUCCAGAGGAGCCACUCCUAGACAGCAUAUACAAUGAGAAUCCCCACGAUGAUGACCUCAGAGUUUUCCUGGGACUGGGCAUCGGCAUGGUCAUAUUAUCAGUUGGUUUUGCAAUUCUGAUGUUUAAAAAAUCAGUCAGAAAAAGGAUUAAAGUCACCAUUGUGCAGCUUUUGCCAAAAUGGCUGUUUGAAGAGUUCCCCCAUAUGGAAAACAGCAAUGUGGUAAAGUCCCUCCAGAACAAGAGUGAUUUAAUGAGUGACAGUUUCCAGGAUCCACUCCUGGACACCAGCGACCCCACAGUUACGGAAGUCGAGGAGGUGCCGGUGCACGAGGAGCAUGAGAGUGUGGCCACUCCAAGGAAACCCAGCAUAGAAGUUCCUGAGGAUGGGGAGCACCCAGGGGCUGUGGCUCCUGCCAGCACCACAAUCCUGGAGCACAUCAGUGACUACAAACCCCAGAUAUCCAAUGGGAACACAAUGGGAUAUGUCGCAGCCAACAUUUACCAGACGCAGCCCCCCGCAGUCCUCCCGGAACCAGAGAUGAGCAUCUUUGGAGACUACACGAGCCCUCUUCCCCACCUGUGGGAUGGGGAGGCAGGGGCACCCCAAGUCUGCCUGCUGGAGAAGAUCAACCUCAUCCUAAACACCAGCCAGAGUGGGCAAAGCCAGGUGUUUGUCCCAGCCCAGGGAGGACACGUGUCCCUCCCGGAGAACCAGUGGGGACAGAGACCACCCAGCCAUGACCAAGAGCAAAUGUUGGUCCCCAAGGAGCUGCUUUCCUGCCUCAGAUCCAUGAACAGGGAGUCAGUGGAUAUAAAGACCUACUUUCCACAAAGCACUGGAGGGUUAUUUUGAAAGGAAUUGUAAUUGUGGUUAAAACCCCAUAAGUGGUGACCAAGGCAGGUAUCAGAUAUUUGAAAUCACCACCAGCAGAGCUGGAGCAAAAUUCCCUGUCAGAAAUUUGCCCUCUUGCUCACUACAAGUUCUUGUGGUUGCCUGGAAAACUUGGGCCAGUAACUCACAAUUUUAAACUUACCUCAUAUUGGCACAAGCAAAAAAUCUGUAAAACCUGGAUCCCUGUAGGAACUGAAAUGCCAAGCAGCAAUGCAAAAUGCCAAUGCAAGAUGCAAUGUGUUAUAGUUAUUAUUCAACAUCAUUCUCUCGUUAAAUAUUUGGAGCAUUUUGUCCUUGGAGAUGAUUGUGGUUAUAAUACAUAAAAAA